Molecule: messenger RNA, 939 nt
Organism: Photinus pyralis (common eastern firefly)
Lineage: Eukaryota; Metazoa; Arthropoda; Insecta; Coleoptera; Lampyridae
Product: sodium-coupled monocarboxylate transporter 2-like
Exons: 5
Coding region: 1-939 (312 amino acids)
Biological process (GO): sodium ion transport
Molecular function (GO): symporter activity
Source: RefSeq, a predicted model, not a curated record
AUGUGGGCGACUUUCGUCGAGAAUUUAGGGGUGAAUCCGUCCUCAGUACAGCGAUUCUUGUCUCUGACCACCUACACCGCCGUAAAACGGGCGGCCAUCGUGUUUGGGGUGGGAACUGCUAUCACGAAGGUGGCCAGUUGCUGGAUUGGUUUCAUUCUCUUUGCGACGUACAUGGAUUGCGACCCCUUCUCGCUGGGGAAGAUUAACAGGGUUGCCCAGAUGCUUCCCUACUACCUGCCGGACGUGGGGCGUAUCAAGGGGCUGCCCGGACUGCUCGUCGCUGGCGUCUGCGGAACCGCGCUCAGCUCAACUAACGAAGACUUCCUCAGGUCUAGUCACAUCUCCAGAAGGACGACCAGUCGGAUACUCAAGAUAAUCGUGGUGGUCAGCGGGCUGCUGUGUUUGGGGCUGAUAUUCGUCAUUGAAAAGCUGGGAGGAGUGGUUCAGAUCUUCUUGAGUUUCCAUGCAGUGACGCACGGACCUCUUCUGGGCCUCAUCUCCUUGGGAAUGCUAUUUCCAAUCGGGGCUCUCUGGGGAGGAAUCGUUUCGUCAAUUCUCACUGCCAUGCUCGUCUUCGGCGCCCAAGCCUACAUUUUCAUGGGCAGGGUGAAGCACGAGUAUAAACCGAUGUCGACGGAACACUGCGUCGCCAAAUUCACCAUCAUAUCGAAACCCUCGGAGGCAGAUCCCGAGAAACCGCCGCUCACAUUCCAGAUAUCGUUCCACUUCUACACGCUGAUCAGCGUGGGUGUUUUAGUCGGCUGGUGGACGAGGAAGAAGGACGAUCCGAAGGUGGACCGCGACCUGUUAAGUCCGGUAAUCUACCGCUUCCUUUCGCGUGAAAAUUCGGCGCAGCAAGAGCUCGCCACUUACGAAUCGAUCGAAAAGGCGCUGGCGAAUGUAACCAGUGGUGCAGACGAGGAGAAAGUCAAUAAAUGA